ACACACACACGUUUUCUAUUUCAGUGGCAUUGCUGGAAAGUAAGCAGCUUAAAGGCAUCACCAUUUUCCACACUUUCUAUUAACAUAAUUUACAUUAGCUUCACUUUUUGUCUAAAAGAUAUACAGCAAAAGAACACAUUUUCUUUUAUGUCUGGUAGACCUUUGUGAAAUUUGAGACACUGUUUGGAGCAGCAACGAGUUUUUAGAGAGCGUCACAGGUAAAUUCUACUUCUUUUCUUUCCCUCUGCUGUCUUGGUCUGACUUUAAUGCUUUUUCUCAACUCUCGCUUUUCUAUAGUUCAGUCGAUAUUCUUCUCUUUGCUCAAAGAAACACAAUAAGAUGCAUGGGAUGACUGACGCUGCUUUGCUGUCGUUCCUUCUCUUGCAGCAAUCCCAGAGAUAAACCUAAUGAAUUUCGUUAACUCGGACAGGGGUGAGCGUUUUGCCUUCAAGUGCCCGGAACUGAGUGACUUCGCUACCGUGUUACGAGAGAAAUCUUCCUCCCAGGAAUGCAAACACAGCACUUUAUGCACGAGGAAGGGAGACAGCGAGUACAGAGCGUUCGUGAAACCAGAGAACCGCGGCAACUACAAGUUGAGCGUUUACGGUAAGCUCAAAUUCUCAACUGACCGCUCCUUUCAUUUGCUUGUGGAUUACUUCAUUACCGCGGACGAGGUGGAAGAUCAGUUCUCUCCCUUCCCCCAACAUUUUGGCGUGUGGGGUCCAAACUCCCUGGCGAUAGAUUUCGGGUUUUCCAGACGAAUUUACAAAUUCGACGUGCUGGCGUGCAGAAGUGGAGAGCUUUACGUGAAGUUACCAAUCUAUAAAUUCACCAGGACAAAGUCUGUUUUGGCGCCAGCUGUAACAGACAAGGGAGACGACUCAAAUAAGACUAACGGCGGGAUGUUUAAUAAUUUGUCCACCCUCACUCAGUAUGCUGAGGGUGUGGUACAUAUCAAGGCCAGAUUCCCUGAAGACGGGUUCUAUUCCCUGUCACUUCUUGCCCAGAAUCACGAGAUCACUGAUGACGCAACUACCACGUUCAUCAACGUGGCAAAUUUCGUGGUCAACUGCAUGAGAUCAUCACCAGUGGCCAGUCCCUACCCGAAAUGUUUCCCCAUCACCCAGAACUAUCAGUGUCUACUUCUAGAGCCGCUCUUCCGAGACCUUCAUGUGGGCCAGACAUACACGUUUAGACUUCGGUCUCCAAUAUUGAGUAAGGUGAAAAUCGAAAGCCAGGCCAUGGUCAAAAUACAGGUGUCCGACGACGAAGAAGACGGGCCGGGCGGGUCCAAAAGCGAGAAAGGGCGACCCACAGAGGAAGAAUGGAUCGCAGAGUUCACGGCCAAGUGUGUGGGUUCGUCAGUGUGUAUCUACGGCUGCCCGGAGUCGUCUGCAUCACUGUGUGCUCUUUAUAUCUUCAACGUGACCAGCGCGGAGUCAGACGUGGAGACCAUGAGUACACAUAUGUGAGACGCGCUUGUGACAUCAUGUGGCGUUAUAUUGGAUAUUGGCCACUUACGUCAGGUGAUAUUGUGAAAUCAUAAUAUGACUUUAUAUUGACAGCCUACAUCAAGACGAUUUGUGAAAAUAUAAGAAAAGAUCAGAUGAAAUAAGAUAAUACACUGAACACUAUAUUAUUACAGAUACCCUACGUCAAACCGUCUUGUAAUAAUAUAUUAUGUGUCACAACUUGGUGGAACCAAGUGCUCCCAAAUAUUUUGGCUUAUGGGGUUAUUUGUAUCAUCUUAAAGCUUGUUCAUGUGUCUUGCUUUUAAUGAUAACAAUGCUCUUCGAUCUUGAAUAGAGGUCGACAUAUUUGCAAAUGAAGGAGGUGGGGGCCUCCUUGUGUCAGAUGUAAGAUACGCUAGAAAUUGGCCGACAAAGGUUGAUGACUUCCAAAGCGUGAGUGUCCUUAAAAACUUAAAAUUGCGUACAUUAUUUUUUUAAUCAAUAUU
Messenger RNA from Aplysia californica (California sea hare), 1957 nucleotides. RefSeq lists its product as uncharacterized. NCBI's taxonomy places the organism in Eukaryota, Metazoa, Mollusca, Gastropoda, Aplysiida, Aplysiidae. The transcript has a single exon. The coding region runs from base 408 to 1472 and encodes 354 amino acids. The record is from RefSeq and is a predicted model, not a curated record.